This is a messenger RNA of Colletotrichum scovillei, 2055 nucleotides long. RefSeq names its product MFS hexose transporter. Gene Ontology annotation, biological process: transmembrane transport; carbohydrate transport. The transcript is spliced from 4 exons. Gene Ontology annotation, molecular function: carbohydrate:proton symporter activity. NCBI's taxonomy places the organism in Eukaryota, Fungi, Ascomycota, Sordariomycetes, Glomerellales, Glomerellaceae. Gene Ontology annotation, cellular component: membrane. The coding region runs from base 451 to 2055 and encodes 534 amino acids. The record is from RefSeq and is a predicted model, not a curated record.
GUGAAACGCACUCCCACGGCUCCCACCAUGCAGACAGCCCGGCCCCUCCCCCGCAAAAGUUAACCAAAUGGUUGGGUGAGGAGGCGGGCCUACCUUCAGGUCCAUCACGCCUGACCUCGGACCUGACGAGGAAUGCCACCAGGGAGAAAAGGGGCUUGCGCUAUAGACUAUGGGUUAUUGUCGGCCGAUCAUUGAGACGACGUUGAUCCGAAGAAGUGCCUGCAACUGCCUCCAUCUGAAAGGCUUUUGAAAAGUUCUGGACAAUAAGAACCGGGGACAUUCCCGGCUUGGUUGCACUUUGCCCUAGUUCCCCAGUCUCGAACUCCUCAACUUCCCCAGAUCGUCGGUGCUUCCCCGGAUUUUCUCUUAACUUUAAGUUGUUCGGCCCGACGUCUUCAAACAUCUUCGAUAUUUCCAUUUCCUCACCCAGAGUUGACAGGAACGGCGAUCAUGGACGACAAACACCUUGAGGCGCACCCGACAUCCAUCGUCGACAAGGACGACAUCGCCGCGGCCAAGGGCGAACACGUGGAGGAGAUUGGCCACGCCGCGACGGCAGAAGAUCACGACGAGACUGUUUUACAAGCCAUCAAGAACCAGCCGUGGGCGUUUGUGUGGUGCAUUUACGCCAUAUACGUCCUCAUCCUCACCAGCUUUGACAACCAGGCGGGAGGAACAGUCAUUGGAAUCCCCCAGUUCCGCAAGGAUUUCGGUUCCGAAUUCAAUGGCAACUAUGUUCUCCCUGCAAAGUGGCAAUCUGCCUACAGCGGAGCCCCUGUCGCAUCUGCCGUCGUUGGAUCCCUCGGUGCUGGCUGGGUGGCCGACCGCAUCGGCCGCAAGUGGACCUACUUCAUCAGCUACGCCUUCAUCUUUGCAGGCAUCACUUGCGAGACAGUAAGCACCACCAACGAGAUCUUCUUCGCGGGCAAGUUUAUUGCCGGAUUUCCCAUUGGCGCUUUCAUCACGGUCAGCAUGACAUACAUUGGCGAGAUCGCGCCCCUGGCUCUCCGCGGUAUCUUGACCGCCGCUGCGGCUAUCGCCUUCACAAUUGGUCCAUUCAUCGUCAGUCUGGUUGUCAACGAGACUGGAACUAGAACCGACCGCUGGGCUUAUCGCACAAUCUUUGUGUCUCAAUACGGCAUCAGCGGCAUUGGUGCUCUCUUGCUGUUUUUCAUGCCCGAGUCACCGUGGUGGUUGGUUAGCAAGGGCAAGAUGCAGAAGGCUGCCAAGUCCCUGAGCCGUCUUGGCUACGAUGCGGUCCAGGUCGAGAAGCGCCUAUCUGUUAUCACUCUCACCCUUGCUGAGGUACGCAAGGAGACCGACGGCGCCAGCUUUGCUGAGUGCUUCCGCAAGUCCAACCUUCGCCGCACCAUCAUUUCCGUCGCACCUUUGAGCAUCCAGGCUCUGUGCGGUGUCUUCUUCGUUGCAUCAUACUCUACCUACUACCAGCAACUGGCCGGUUAUAGCACAAAAGAGAGCUUCACGCUGGCCAUCGUGCAGCAGGUCAUGUCCAUGCUCGGUAACGUCACCGCAUGGUUCCUUAUUGAUCGAGUUGGUCGCCGCGGCCUCACUCUCUGGGGUAUGUGCAUCCUGACGGUCCUUCUCAUGAUUACUGGUGGUCUUGCGGUGGCUGCCACACCUGGUGCCGUCAAGGGAACCGUCGCACUGCUGCUGGUGUACUGCUAUAUCUACAACGUCACCAUUGGAGCCACGGCCUAUUCUCUCUUGACCGAGGUUGCAACUUCGCGUCUCCGUGCCAAGACUGCCUCCAUGGCUUUGGCUUUGCAAAACAGUCUCUUCACCAUGUGGGCCUUUGUUAUCCCCUUCCUCUUCAACCCCGAUCAAGCCAAUCUCGGUGCCAAGGUGGCCUUCAUCUUCGGCGGCCUUUCCGUUCUGUCCACUGUCUAUCUCUGGUUCUACCAACCCGAGGUUGCUGGGCGGUCUUACGAGGAGCUCGAUGAGAUGUUCAUCAAGCAAGUCCCAGCUCGGAAGUUCAAGGGCUACAAGACAGAGGUGCAGGAGAAGAGUGAAAGGGCAGUUGCGCACCAGCAAUGA